Molecule: messenger RNA, 4306 nt
Organism: Hemibagrus wyckioides
Lineage: Eukaryota; Metazoa; Chordata; Actinopteri; Siluriformes; Bagridae
Gene: wfs1b
Product: Wolfram syndrome 1b (wolframin)
Exons: 8
Coding region: 194-2899 (901 amino acids)
Biological process (GO): endoplasmic reticulum unfolded protein response; calcium ion homeostasis
Cellular component (GO): endoplasmic reticulum; endoplasmic reticulum membrane
Molecular function (GO): protein binding
Source: RefSeq, a predicted model, not a curated record
GUCGCAACCACAAGUGGGCGGGCUUAUGUCUGGACGAACAGCAGUGUACAGCUUCACUUUCCACUGCACUCAUUCUUUUGUUAUGAAAACAAAAAUAUCAAAAAGAGAAUGAAACAAUGAUCGACUCGGUGACUCUGUAGACAUCUAAAGCAACGAUCGAGAUCAGCUUUGUGUCCUGAGAGAAGCGCUGGAAAUGGACCCAUUUACUCCAGGAUCGCCACCUUCUUCUCCUACUGAUUCCAUCUCUCUAGCAUCUCUUGUGUCUGGACAUGCUUCUCGCACAGCUUCCUCCUUUUCAACACCAGGCCCUUCCUCUCGGGUGUCUCCACCCUCUCCUCCAGCCCCACAGACCGGUCGCGCUCAGCUAAAUGCAGCUAGCGAUGUGCCAGAAGGCAGGGCCACCAGUGGAUCUUCUUCUCCUGCAGGAAACAUUCCAGAGGAGCUGGACAUAGAGGAGCUUAAGAAGAGGGCUAAGAAUGGAGAUUCCAAAUCACAGACUGAGGUUGGCAGGCAUUACUUGCGGCUGUCUGAGCAUGAAGAUGAAGAAGUGAAUAGUGUCACAGCAGUAACAUGGCUUUUACAAGCAGCAAAAAACGGAAGGAGGGAUGCCGUGAAACUCCUGCAGUUUUGCUUGCAUGAAAGAAAAGGCAUCACAGCUGAAAAUAGAGGGGAGGUGUGUGCCUUGGUAUCAGAGUCACGUUUUGAGCGUUCUGUGAGGAAAGCGGCACUGUCCAUGUACUGGAAACUCAAUCCGGACAAAAAAAGAAAGGUAUCUACCUCGGAACUGCUAGAAAGCGUUAGCCACUACAACACUGAAACAGAUGGCGCCACAAACAACAUACUUUCAAGUCCAGCUCCGAAACAGAGGAAGGUCUUAGAACGCCUUGUCUCCAGCAGUGGGACUGAGUAUGUUGGCGUCGACGAUUUUGUCGAAAAUGCCAAGCGUUAUGCACAUGGUAUUUCACCAUCACUGGAUUUUGAUGCAGCAGUAGACAGUGAUGACGAUGACGAUGAUGAUGAUGGACCUGUGAAGAAUCCAGAUGAGUUACCUUUGCAUCAAAAGAUACUGAAGUUUCCCCUCCAUGCUGUGACAGAGGUAAAGGAGGUGUUGAUUGAUUGGGCUUCCCGCGCUGGAAUGCAGUGGAUCAGCGCCCUUAUCCCGACUCACCAUAUCAACACUCUUAUUUUCUUCUUCAUCAUCUCCAACCUUACUCUAGACUUCUUCCUUCUUGUCAUUCCCCUUGUCAUCUUCUACCUCUCCUUCGUCUCGAUGGUCAUCUGCACGUUGAGGGUGUUCCAGAAUAGUAAAGCAUGGGAGAGCUUCAAGACCCUGACAGCUAUGCUGGCUCAUUUCGAGCCAGGAUUGGACCUUGAGCAAGCUGAGUCCAACUUCACCUGGACUCAUCUGGAGCCUCACCUGUACUUCCUGCUCUCCGCAAUUUUCCUCAUAUUCUCGUUCCCUGUGGCAGAUAAGUCCUGGCUGCCUUGUUCUGAACUGGCCACAGUGGCUGUCUUCUUCACUAUAAGCAGCUAUCAGAGCCUGCGUCCAGCUGCUCAGCAACAUGCUAGACUAGCCCUCCUUGCACAGUUUGCCUCUGCAAUUUGCUCUUUCAUUAAUGAGCUGCUUGGGGGUUGGGUGGGCCAAAUUGUGGGAGGGUCAUGGUUUAGAGUACCAAUCUGUGAUUGGUUGGUGUUGCAUGUGGGUGUGCCUUGCAUUCUGUACCUUCACCUCCUGUACCUUUGUGUCAGAAUGAGCACAGCACGAGGGUGGCAAGGGUCUUACAGCAUGCUUCUGCCCUACCUUCUCUGUUUCACUUGGUGCGAGCUAUCUGUCACACUUCUGCAUGCAUCCACUGCACUCGGACUCAUGCGCACAGCUGUGGGCUACUUGCUUUUCUUCUUUGCUCUACCUGUACUUACUCUAGUGCUGGCAGCUGCAUUGCUGGUGCAGCUAAUUCAGUGGUUCCUCGCUCUGGAGCUGGCCAAGAUGGCAGUGACGGUGUGUGUUUGUGUGGUGCCUGUUUUGUUGAGGUGGUGGACUCGUUUCAGCGUGUCGCCUCUUGCAGUGAUCCGAUCUCUGCGACGCAGUAGCAUGGUUAAACUGAUCUUGGUUUGGAUCUCCGCUUUGUUGCUCUUCAGCUGGUUCUAUGUAUACCGUUCUGAAGGCAUGAAGGUUUAUAACUCCACUCUUACCUGGCAGCAGUACAGUGAGACAUGUGGCCCUCGUGCCUGGAAGGAACGCAACAUGGCGCACACCCAGAUCCUCUGUAGUCAUCUUGAGGGCCACCGCGUCACGUGGGAAGGUCGUUUUAAAUACGUCCGUGUGACGGAAAUUGAAAACGGAGCACAAUCAGUUGUCAACCUCUUGCCUGGCGUCAUAGCAGACUGGGUCCGAUGUCUUUACGGAGAGGAGUACCCAGCCUGUGACGGCACCCAACCGGGGCCAGAUCCGCCUCUUUGCCAGCUUAAAGAAUUAGCAAAUCACAGGUGUCAUGUGAAACGUUUCGACCGCUACAAAUUUGAAGUGACUAUGGGUAUGCCGCUUCAGGAUAAGAAGGGCAAAUGGAUGCAAGAAUCUGAUGAUGCAACCAAAGACAUAGUGCUCCGGGCAAGUAAUGAAUUCCGUGGUGUGCUGUUGGCACUCAGUGCAGGCAGUGUUGUGGAAUUCAGUACUGUUCUGGAGGGCAGGCUGGGCAGCAAGUGGCCAGUGUUUGAGCUGAAAGCCCUUCACUGUAGGACUUGUACCUCACCUUUGGUACCUACAAGACGGCAAGUCAAGAUAGAGCAGGACUGGAGGAUUAAUGCCCGUAAUUCAUUUGCCUUUGCAUUUAACUUCCUUUUCCACCCCCUGCUCACUGCCCAGGUAGAAGAUGCUGUGCCUACAGAAGCUGCAGUGUGAUAGUGGACUAUUCACUCUGAAUAUGAUAAUCAAGAAGUUACUAAGCGCCUGUCACUUUUUCCCAAGGUUGUGAAGAAAUAUUUAUUGUUGACCAAUAGUUUUCUGCACAAAGUGCUGAUAUACCAAACUAUGUCAAUAGUUUGAGACCUAACCUUCUCUGUCAGGGCUAAAUGUAAAAUAAUUAAGAGACUCUUAUUCAGGAUGGUGGCCAAGUAGGGAUGACAUUUGUAUGACCUUAAGGGGUGUAAGUAAUGCCCUUCCAAGUGCAAAUGAUUAGGUGUUUCUUACAAAGAAACACAGUCUACUGCCAAGGCUCCUUAUUUCAGUCAGUGUUGUGGACCAAUUUUCUCCACAAAGAGCCAUUAUAGUUGUAGUUUUUGCAUUUACUUCAAAAACUUGCAGCCACAGUGAACCUAUGGGCAAAAUUGGACCUGUUAUAGACUUUAAAUUAUUCACUAAGGAGCUCAGGGUAAGGUAAUGGAUGUUAUUUAUGGCCGUGUUCUAUUUUUCUGGCUUUUUGCUGGACUAAGCACUAUUUUCAGUGGAAAAUUACUAUUGACAAAAUACUUUAGUCAAAGACUAACGAAAAAUCUAGCACAACUAUCAUAUUUGUUAUAUGUAUGAGUGUGUAUGGAUGAGAGAAAUCCUAAAACAUUUCCUACAGAAACCAGAGGUCACUAUACAUUAAAUCUUAAGGGAUCAGUUUAGCAGGUUUUGCCCCAUAUUUAAGCGUAGCACAAAUACAGUAGUACACUAAUUUCGAUCGGCCACAAAAUAUCUCACUUGUUGAGGUAUUUGCACUCUUCAGAUCAUAAUUAGGAACAGCCAUCCAAUUUCACAAACAAAACACAACUAUAAAAUGUGUAUUAAUGCUUUCUUUUCUUAUUGGAAUAUAUAAUAUUUAUUUUUUUUAAAUGUUUGGAGUGAUUUAAAUAUUAAUGUGGUCCUUAGUUAAGUGGAAAUGUGUACAAGAAUUUGUCGAUUUUUGAUCAAUCGUAAUAGAUAUUUCCAAUAGAGGAAUUACUUUUAUUAUUAUUAUUAUUAUUGAUGGCUUUAUUUAGAUUACUGAUUAUUUGUUAUUCUAUGUGAAUAAAAUCAGCACAGGGCAUUCUAGUAGCUGGUUAACGGUGAAAUUCAUUUCAUAUAAUUGGAAUCAUGGUACUGUAUGUGAUAAGCAAUUUUUAAAUACCUUUAUAUGCCAUUUGAUUCGUUAUAUUACACAGUAAUUGUAUUAGUAGUAAGAAUUGUAGUAGUAGUGUACUACUGUAUAAUGGAACUUGGAACCACUAUUACACAUGUACACUCACAACACUCAUUUUAACCUUCCUGAGCUGGACUCUACACCAGUAUACGGUUUUUCACUACUGUAGUAUCGCACUAAGAUGAAUAAAAGCAGUUCUUGAAUCA